GUUGUUUCAAAUGCUGCUGGACAGGGGGUUGCCAUCACUGGGAACAAUACUUUCAACAACUGGAAUUGGCCUAAUGCUGUAAUCUUUGCUGCUACUGUGAUCACUACAAUUGGUUACGGAAAUGUUUCUCCAAAGACACCCUCUGGGCGUCUCUUCUGCAUAUUUUAUGGGCUCUUUGGAGUUCCUCUCUGCUUGACAUGGAUCAGCGCUCUGGGGAAGUUCUUUGGAGGACGUGCCAAGAGGCUGGGCCAGUUUCUGACAAAAAGAGGAGUAAGCCUGAGGAAAGCACAAAUUACAUGCACAGCUAUUUUCAUUGUUUGGGGUGUCUUGGUCCAUCUGGUUAUUCCUCCCUUUGUUUUUAUGGUGACUGAAGGAUGGGAUUACAUUGAAGGCCUCUAUUUCUCAUUCAUCACUAUCACCACCAUAGGAUUUGGAGAUUUCGUUGCUGGUGUGAAUCCAGAUGCAAACUAUCAUGCCCUUUACAGAUAUUUUGUGGAGUUAUGGAUCUAUCUGGGACUAGCUUGGCUUUCACUCUUUGUUAACUGGAAGGUCAGUAUGUUUGUGGAAGUCCACAAAGCUAUCAAGAAACGGAGGAAAAAAAGAAAAGAGUCAUUCGACAACCAUCCUCGGUCUAAAAAACCCCUUCAAAUGGGUACGUCAAAGGAUGUCAAUAUUUUCAGCUUCCUUUCAAAGAAGGAAGAGACAUACAAUGAUCUUAUUAAGCAAAUUGGGAAGAAGGCCCUGAAGACAAACAAUGACAAAAUAAUUAAAGUAGAAAAUGCCAAACAAAACAUGCAGAAUGCCAGUAUAGAUGCCCAGGUAACUUACAAAAAGACAGAGUCAUUUGAGUAUGAUGAGGCUUCUCUGGACAUUCAAAAUGGUCAUGUACUGAGACCCCUGCAUGAUAAGCGUAUGGGAGACAGCCCUCUAGAAGGAACCAUGUUUGUAAACCAGCUAGACAGGAUUAGUGAAGAAGAAGGUGAAGUGUGGGAUUCCAGAGACUAUCGACCCUUGAUAUUUGAGAAUGCUAAUAUAACAUUUGUAAAUGAAGAUGAGGAUGAAGAGGAAGAUAUCUCUGACGAUGAGGAAACGUCAAAAUCCUCUAUGGAUGAUAACCUUGCAGAGGAAUCUGAAACUGCAAAAAAACUGGUAAAAUUCCCAUCCUCUGAUGAAUCUACCUUUACCAAUAACGAGCUGGAACUUUCUGUGCCUUAUGAACAACUGAUGAAUGAAUAUAAUACAGUAAGCAAUGUGAAGGCAGCAACGUGA
Tauraco erythrolophus (red-crested turaco) is the source of this 1269-nucleotide messenger RNA. The record is from RefSeq and is a predicted model, not a curated record. Lineage: Eukaryota; Metazoa; Chordata; Aves; Musophagiformes; Musophagidae.